UUGGUAUAAAACUAUCCAAAAAACUGGCAGAAAGAGUAGUCUUUCCGAAGAAAUGAAGUCCCUAAUCGAGGAAGAUGACUUGGAAGUCGGCAGAUUCCGCCGCAACGCGUUUUCCGCCGUCGCCCUCUCCACCUCCUGUAUUCUGGCGAUUGUGGUGUUAACACCAAUUGCCUAUCAGGCAAUUCAGAGAAUUCACUCAAAUUUGCUUAACGAUGCCCAUUUUUGUCAGGCUCGAAACCGUGACCUCUGGACAGAAACAAUGAAGAUGGCUCGGAGCCGCGGCCGGGACGAGGAGCUCGUGGCCCGAACCAAGCGAGCGGUUAAAGGCACAUGGCUCUUCGGACAGUAUAUUCCAGACCGAUCAAGCAGAAAUCGACGACAGCAAUACGCCGAGGCCGCUGGCGGAGGCGGUGGAGCACCACAUGCCGAGUGUAGACGGGGUCCACCGGGACCACCGGGUGAUGACGGGGUCGACGGAACGGACGGAAAAGACGGUGCACCUGGAACCGAUGGAAAAGACGGUCAGGUACCACAAGGACCAGCCGACGGAGGUUAUCAAGAGGGACCAUCUGAUGCAGUUGAAGCAUGCACACGUGAAUGCCCACCAGGACCGCCUGGACCAACUGGAGCGCCCGGAGACAAAGGAUCUCGAGGCUACCCUGGAGAAUCUGGAGAGCCAGGCACCCCGGGAAGCGCCGGACCGAAAGGAAAUGCUGGACCAGCUGGACCACCAGGACCACCCGGAUAUCCAGGACGUCCUGGAGAAACCGGAGAUCACGGAAAGACGAUCGCCGGAGAGGCGCCACCUGGACCACCAGGACGACAAGGAGAAAUGGGUCCACAAGGACCACCGGGACCACCAGGGCCACGUGGAAAGGACGGAGCCGGUGGAGAGAAGGGUGCUCCGGGAGAUCAAGGUAAUCCGGGACCAUAUGGAAAACCUGGGCAACCGGGAGCUCCAGGACCCGAUGGCUCUGCUGGUGAGAAGGGAGGAUGCGAUCAUUGCCCACCGCCAAGAACUCCACCUGGUUAUUAAAGAUUCUUCGAUUGAUAUUUUAUUUUAUUUUCAUGACGUUAUUCAUUUUGUCAUUCGGUUUUCUUUUGUUGCAAUAUGAUAAUAAAUCAGAUUCUCU
Molecule: messenger RNA, 1133 nt
Organism: Caenorhabditis elegans
Lineage: Eukaryota; Metazoa; Nematoda; Chromadorea; Rhabditida; Rhabditidae
Gene: col-45
Product: Nematode cuticle collagen N-terminal domain-containing protein
Exons: 4
Coding region: 53-1036 (327 amino acids)
Molecular function (GO): structural constituent of cuticle
Source: RefSeq, marked reviewed